Molecule: messenger RNA, 974 nt
Organism: Juglans regia (Persian walnut)
Lineage: Eukaryota; Viridiplantae; Streptophyta; Magnoliopsida; Fagales; Juglandaceae
Product: adenylate kinase-like
Exons: 4
Coding region: 161-856 (231 amino acids)
Source: RefSeq, a predicted model, not a curated record
UUGACCCAAAUUCGAUUUCUUCUUUCUCCCCUCCCCCUCUAACGGUGGCCGUUACCCUCUUUGAGGGCAUGCUUUCAUCACCGGCCAUUGUAUCGGAUGCCAAUCCUCCUUUUGCCACUCUUGUCCCUGCAGAAGCCUGACCAUAAUCUAAUCCGCCGCAAUGGUCUCAAGGAUAGAAAUUUCCAGUGGGUAUUACUGGGCUCCUCGGCCUGGGAAUGGGGGAACCUUCACCAGCCGCCUAUCUAACAUUCUCGGUGUACCCCGCGUCGCUAACGACGAUCUCAUCUCCACUGGCCCCCUCUCUCAACUGGAAAUAUUGGAACUGGCUAUUGGCAUUGACUUGGUUGUCAAUCUAAAGCUCCAGGAAGAUGUAUUGCCUAAGAAAUGUCCUCAAAGAAGAAUUUGCAGUGAGUUUGGGAAAUUUCAAUCAAGGGUGGAAAUUGGAAUCCUGGUAUUAGCUGGCUCCACUUAUUCCCCAGCCACAUUGUAUGUUGAAUCUCAUUCUUGGUCAGAUGAUACUGAAGCCGUAGUAAAAGAACAGCAGAGUCAGCUGUGGAGGACUUUUAUCGUAGUCAAGCAAAAUUAUAGGAGUUUGACCUGCCAAGAGAGUUCCCAGAAUCCUGGCCAAAAUUGCUGGAAGCUCUCGAUCUUAAUGACAAUGAAGAGAAGCAGUCUGCUGCACCACUGCAACAUAAGCUAUUUUACUGUACCUUUGAAGCUGACCGAGCUGGUUGGCUCGAGUAUUGCAAGCUGCAGUAAGUUAACACAGCUGCACACAUAUAUAUCAUUUCUUGACUGCUGCAGUAUAGAUUGUGCUGUACAUUUUUUACCUUCUUGCGUCAAAUUGAGAUUUUAAGAUUAUACCUCAAGAAUCAAGUUCAUAAAUAGCUGAUUUAUCAGUACUUUGAUUCUCCAAAUCGUAUGGUCCUUUUGUGUCAUCUUUGUUAUCGAAUGGCCUAUAUAUGGGAAACAUU